CCGGAGUCGGGCCACCUACUGGUGCCGCUGCAGAGGGGAGGGCGCCGGGGGAGACCGCGUCCUGGCGGGGCCUGCUUUGAGGUGUCAGGCAGAACAUUCAGUCAUGGAUAAAAAUGAGCUGGUGCAGAAGGCCAAAUUGGCUGAGCAGGCUGAGAGAUAUGAUGACAUGGCAGCCUGCAUGAAGUCUGUAACUGAGCAAGGAGCUGAAUUAUCCAAUGAGGAGAGGAAUCUUCUCUCUGUUGCUUACAAAAAUGUCGUAGGGGCUCGAAGGUCAUCUUGGAGGGUUGUUUCAAGUAUUGAGCAAAAGACGGAAGGUGCUGAGAAAAAACAGCAGAUGGCCCGAGAAUACAGAGAGAAAAUUGAAACCGAACUAAGAGAUAUCUGCAAUGAUGUACUGUCUCUAUUGGAAAAGUUCUUGAUUCCUAAUGCUUCACAAGCAGAAAGCAAAGUUUUCUAUUUGAAAAUGAAAGGAGACUACUACCGUUAUUUGGCUGAGGUUGCUGCUGGUGAUGACAAGAAAGGAAUAGUGGAUCAAUCACAACAAGCAUAUCAAGAAGCUUUUGAAAUCAGCAAAAAGGAGAUGCAACCAACGCAUCCUAUAAGAUUGGGUCUGGCCUUGAACUUCUCUGUGUUCUAUUAUGAGAUCCUGAACUCUCCAGAGAAAGCCUGCUCCCUUGCAAAGACAGCUUUUGAUGAAGCCAUUGCUGAACUUGAUACAUUAAGUGAAGAAUCAUACAAAGACAGCACACUAAUAAUGCAAUUACUGAGAGACAACUUGACAUUGUGGACAUCGGACACCCAAGGAGAUGAAGCUGAAGCAGGAGAAGGAGGGGAGAAUUAACCAGCCUUCCAACUUUUGUCUGCCUCAUUCAAAAAUUUACACAGUAGACCAUUUGUCAUCCAUGCUGUCCCACAAAUAGU
Molecule: messenger RNA, 921 nt
Organism: Phascolarctos cinereus (koala)
Lineage: Eukaryota; Metazoa; Chordata; Mammalia; Diprotodontia; Phascolarctidae
Gene: YWHAZ
Product: tyrosine 3-monooxygenase/tryptophan 5-monooxygenase activation protein zeta
Source: RefSeq, a predicted model, not a curated record